Molecule: messenger RNA, 1062 nt
Organism: Sphaerulina musiva SO2202
Lineage: Eukaryota; Fungi; Ascomycota; Dothideomycetes; Mycosphaerellales; Mycosphaerellaceae
Product: protease B
Exons: 2
Coding region: 1-1062 (353 amino acids)
Biological process (GO): proteolysis
Molecular function (GO): aspartic-type endopeptidase activity
Source: RefSeq, a predicted model, not a curated record
AUGAUGAAGGCGUACAACAAGUAUGCCAAGGUGGGCGCUGUUGCACCGGACCAUGUGCAAGCAGCGGCUGCCGCAGUCCAGAGCGGCAGUGUCACCGCUGCUCCCGAGCAGUACGACCAAGCCUACCUCUCUCCAGUCAGUGUGGGCGGCAAGACACUCCAGCUCGACUUCGACACCGGGUCUGCUGAUCUCUGGGUGUUCUCCACGCUUAUGCCAAGCAGCGAACAGUCCGGUCACGCUAUCUACAACCCAAGCACCUCUGGCCGGAAGCUAUCUGGACAGACGUGGGACAUUAGCUACGGUGAUGGCUCCGGCGCAAGUGGUACCGUCUACGCCGAUAAGGUCGUCGUUGGCGGUGUGACCGCCACCUCCCAGGCAGUCGAGGCUGCUACUUCAGUGUCUGCAGCAUUCACGCAGGACCAGGACAACGAUGGACUCUUGGGCCUUGCCUUCUCUAGCAUCAACACUGUUAGUCCCAACCAGCAGACUACUUUCUUUGAUACCGUCAAGAGCAGUCUAGCAAAGAAGCUCUUUGCUGUCGACCUCAAGGCUGGCAAAGCAGGCACGUACGACUUCGGCUAUAUCGACUCCUCCAAAUACACCGGCAGCAUCACAUAUACCGCAGUCGAUACCUCUCAAGGAUUUUGGCAGUUCACUGCUGGCGGCUACAGCACUGGUUCGGGUUCUACGAGCGGAAACAUUGGUGACUCCAUCAUGGACACGGGAACCUCGCUCCUCUACCUUCCAUCGAACGUCGUCUCUUCCUACUACUCACACGUCUCGGGCUCCAGGCUCGACAACUCCCAGGGUGGAUAUACCUUCCCCUGCCGCAACACUCUGCCAGACUUCAACGUCUCCAUCGGUGGCAAGGUGUUCACAGUUCCUGGCUCCUACAUCAACUAUGCUCCCAUCGACAGCUCGGGCAGCACUUGCUUUGGUGGUAUUCAGCCCAAUGAUGGAAUUGGUUUCACCAUCUUCGGAGAUGUGUUCAUGAAGGCUACCUACGUCGUGUUCGACCAGACGACUUCUUCUCCACGCCUGGGCAUAGCUGCGCAGAGCUAG